CCAGAGGAAAAGGCAAAGGAAGUCUGGUCCCUUUUCAGUGCCAAUCCUUCUGUGUCAGCCGUCGUCAAAUACGGAAUAUGUAUUUUCAAAGACGCCAAUAUAUAGUAAUUUACCAAUUUAAGUCCUACCACUUUUUGCGGGCCUUAGCAAUAAAAAGAGAACUACAUCUCCCAGAAACCUCGAUGAAAAUAUGUCUCAACUUGCGUAAUCACGUAGUCCUUCACCGCAUUGGGGCAAAAAUAAUCCCUUCAUUUUACUGAAGGCACUGCGAAUAUUAUUUCGUUUUUCGCCACGCCGGAACAGUUUUAAAUGUUACUGCGAUAAGAGAAGUUACCUGUGGUAAAGUGACUAAGCAACUGGGUAAAGAGAAAGGAAGAACAUCAAAAUAAAGUGCUGCGGAGGAAUUUUUGUCAAGCUGUGAGACGACGAGUGCGAAGAGUGAAGGCGAUUGAGAGGGGCUGAGGGAAUUGUCCUCUGUGCAAGGGACUUUCUUUAGGCCCAGGGACCUGCCUGCCCCUAUCGUCAGCAGGAGUCCGGUGGACAUUUUUAAUCCUUUUGCGACUGUGGAAGUUGGAAUUUGAUCAAAAGUUUCUGGAGAGAUGGAAAGCUUGAUGACUAGUUCUACCCUGCCACCCCUUUUUGCAGAUGAAGAUGGCUCCAAGGAGAGUAAUGACCUAGCUACAACUGGGUUAACCCACCCAGAGGUUCCAUACAGUAGUGGCACUACAUCAUCCACCAACAAUCCAGAGUUUGUGGAGGAUCUGUCCCAAGGUCACUUGCUUCAGAAUGAGUCUUCAAAUACAGCAGAAAGCAGUGAACAGAGGCACGAAGAUGAGCAAAGAAGUAAACGAGGAGGUUGGUCCAAAGGAAGAAAAAGAAAGAAACCUCUUCGAGACAGCAAUGCACCCAAAUCCCCCCUUACAGGAUACGUUCGGUUUAUGAAUGAGCGUCGUGAACAGCUUCGUGCGAAGAGACCAGAAGUACCAUUUCCAGAAAUCACAAGGAUGUUAGGCAAUGAAUGGAGUAAACUGCCUCCUGAGGAAAAACAACGCUAUCUUGAUGAAGCAGACAGAGAUAAGGAGCGUUACAUGAAGGAACUGGAGCAGUAUCAGAAGACUGAGGCCUAUAAGGUCUUCAGUAGGAAAACCCAGGACCGCCAAAAAGGCAAAUCUCACAGGCAAGAUGCAGCCCGGCAGGCCACUCAUGAUCACGAGAAAGAAACAGAAGUAAAGGAACGAUCUGUUUUUGACAUCCCUAUAUUUACAGAAGAAUUCCUGAACCACAGCAAAGCUCGUGAAGCAGAGCUCCGCCAGCUCCGCAAGUCCAACAUGGAGUUUGAGGAGAGGAACGCGGCCCUGCAGAAGCACGUGGAGAGCAUGCGGACGGCGGUGGAGAAGCUGGAGGUGGACGUGAUCCAGGAGCGGAGCCGCAACACAGUCCUGCAGCAGCACCUGGAGACCCUGCGGCAGGUGCUGGCCAGCAGCUUCGCCGGCAUGCCCCUGCCCGGAAGUGGAGAGACACCUACAGUGGACACCAUUGACUCAUAUAUGAACAGACUGCACAGUAUCAUUUUAGCUAAUCCCCAAGACAAUGAAAACUUCAUAGCUACAGUUCGAGAAGUUGUGAACAGGCUUGAUCGUUAGUGAAUGAUCUCAGAGCUAGCUCCAAGAUGUUCUGCAAGUGUUUUUAUUUGUGAGGAAUGAGAAGCCAUCCAUGGAAAUUUGAACUGAGUGGGGGCAGAGAAAGAGUACAGAUCCCUUUGCUUGUGAAAGAAUUAUCAGUGAGUGAAAUGCCUUCACCCUGGGAAGCCAAAUGAGAGAGCAAAAAAAGGAACAAGUAUAUGGUGUAUGAACUUGCUAUGGAAUUGUCCUUGUGAAAGGCUUUGAAAGCGUACCACCACUCCCCCAGUCUUCAGUUUGCUGUCAUUUCCAUGUCUCCUAAAGUGGAUCUGCACAUAUUCAGCUGACUGGGUGAUCCUGAGGCUAACACCUUCUGCUGCAGAAAGGAAGACUUCUCAUUGUUACAGUUGCCAUUGGACCCUUUUCUCAGUGGAGCUCCAGUUUUCUUACCUAGCUGUCAUUUUCUUAAAUGCCUUUGGGGAGUAUUUUUUUGUGAGCUCCCACCAAGUACAUCAUUUUCUGACCUCUGGGCUUUGUUGCUCAGCAGAGUUCUGAAGGAGAGCUUCUCUCAUUGGCCAGGCCCAAUCUUCUCUCAUCAUUGCCCCGCUGUGACUCCAAAGAAAGGAGCUUCUUGUUGACAGUGCCCUGUGGAGUGAGGCUGUGUUUCCUACCCCACACAGUGCUCAGUGGGUGCCAGCCCUCAGAGUGGCUUUGUGAUGGCUGCCCUGGAGAAUGCUCUUUCCUUCCUCCCUGGUACCACCUGCUAUUUUCCAAGCAUUGCUUCAACAUAGACAUGGAGCCCCAGUCCCAGCAAGGCUCUUCUGUUCCCAUCUGUUGACAAUGUCUUAUGGAGCAUUUUUGCUACGGAAAAGGUCAUUGGUAAACAGAGGAGAAAAGGAAGGAGUGUUUUCUCAUUUGGUAUUUUUAAAAAGCCCAAAGUUUAAUGUAAGUGAAAACAGGGAAUCCCUGCCUUCUUUCAGGUGUGAAGAUUCUUGGAUAUGUAGGAACAUCACCCAAAUAGUCUCUCAAGCUCACAGAAAGGGUGCAGGAAAUUCUCACAUCCUUUUUCUUAAAGCUUUUGUAGCCAUUAACUCCUGAAUUUAUGUGAAAAAGUCAGACAUCCCUUCCUUCUCUCAGUAUGUGAUUUUUUUUUAACACUGAAAGUGAAGAGGGAGUUUCUGGUUCUUUUUGUUUGUUUUGUUUUGGUUUUUUCUGUUUUGUUUAGAGAUGGGCUCUGUCUGUGUUGCCCAGGCUAGAGUGCAGUGGCUACUCAAACAGGCGCGAUUAUAGCACACCUCAGCCUUUAACUGGGCUCCUGCGAUUCUCCUGCCUCCUCAGCCUCUUGAGUAACAACACUCAGCAGUUUCUGGUUCUUUCAACACCAAAAGGGAAGAGGGUCCUGAUUCUCACUUCAGGAUUGUUGGGGGGGGAGGGGGAGUUGGGUUUGGGAAUUGGUUUUUGUUUUUGUUUUCAUGGCCCUAGAGCACAAGACUGAAGAUUGCAGGAGAUCUUUGGAACCAAAGUAGAGCAUGUUGAGUCCAUUGCUUGCCACCACAGGCAGGCAGAUAAAAGUGUGACCCUUCUCCCAGCAUGCCCAAAAGUCAGGAUGUAAGGCAGAAAUUCCCUGUCAUGUUGCUGCCCAAUCCUGUCUUCUUUUUUUUUUUUUUUGUAGAGACAGAGUCUCACUGUACCGCCCUCGGGUAGAGUGCCGUGGCGUCACACGGCUCACAGCAACCUCUAACUAUUGGGCUUACGUGAUUCUCUUGCCUCAGCCUCCCGAGCAGCUGGGACUACAGGCCCAAUCCUGUCUUCUUAGCAUCUCCUUACCUAUUUUCUUUAUUAGUCCAAAGGGGAAAAUAUACAUCUUUUCUUAAAUGUCUAUGUGAACACACAUCAGUUUUCCAUGCCCUGAAGCCCAUAUAUCACCAGUUGACAGUUUUUUAGAAUAAACCCCACUAUUACCUAUUGCCAUAAACCUAGUCCACACUCCUACUUUUCUGUAUUUUCCUGCCCUUGUCUACUAUUUUGCCACUUAUUUUAGAGUCCUUGCCUGUUAAAUCCCAGUUGGAACUCAUUGUCUAUGGCAGAAGGACAUUCAAAGGCAACUCUGGAAGCUUGUGACUGCCAGAUGCUUCCUAUCCUGUCUUCCUUCUUAAUGCUUCCUCUCUGUUUCUCCUUUGUGUUCAGUUUUGUGCAGCUUUAUUAGCUCUGCUUUUAUGACUAGGAAAGGUUGUCACUUGGUCCAAGAUCAUCAUUCUCCUGUCUCUGGAUAGGACACCUGACAAUGACUUGAAAUAUUUGCAUAUUCGGGAAAGCAGGAGAUCUCAAGAGAGCAUAUAAUAUGAAAUCAUUGUCACAAAAUAGCAGCUUGCUGUGGAAGUGCCUGCUCUCCGGGUAGCUACAUACCUGACUCUCUGGUGGCUGAGAUUCAGCUGCCACAAAACUGUCAGGUUCUGUAGAGCAGGUCUGUGCCACCUCCUCCAUCCUCUGUGCUCACUGAGGAGGUGGCAAAUGAGGUUACAGGCUGGCACAGCACCUAAUUCAUGUUUCCCAGUAUACUUGUAGAUACCGCUGCACUUAUGUGGGCUUUUCCAGAAAAUCAGCUGUUGCCUAUUCAGUGUUACAGAUUUCUUUCUUUCUUUCUUUCCUUCCUUCCUUCCUUCCUCCCUCCCUCCCUUCCUUCCUUCCUUCCAUAAGAAGCAGCUGAGGAAAGGAAGAUAUGGUAUUUUAUUUCUGACAAAUUUUAGAAAAAACUUGUGUAUAUGUGUUUGGAACUGUUGAAAUGCCAAGUUUUCUGUACAAGUGUUUCUGUAAUUAAACUUUUAGAUUUUCUUUGUUUUUUUAAGGAAUUGAUAAGCUUGCUUGACAUUUGUCCCAUUAAAACUUUUCUAUGUUGAA
Molecule: messenger RNA, 4517 nt
Organism: Nycticebus coucang (slow loris)
Lineage: Eukaryota; Metazoa; Chordata; Mammalia; Primates; Lorisidae
Gene: HMG20A
Product: high mobility group 20A
Exons: 11
Coding region: 600-1643 (347 amino acids)
Biological process (GO): regulation of gene expression
Cellular component (GO): nucleus
Source: RefSeq, a predicted model, not a curated record